Messenger RNA from Eurytemora carolleeae, 1915 nucleotides. RefSeq names its product CCR4-NOT transcription complex subunit 10-like (gene Not10). The transcript has 5 exons. The coding region runs from base 21 to 1874 and encodes 617 amino acids. Gene Ontology annotation, cellular component: CCR4-NOT complex. Gene Ontology annotation, biological process: mRNA catabolic process; negative regulation of translation. Gene Ontology annotation, molecular function: protein binding. Lineage: Eukaryota; Metazoa; Arthropoda; Copepoda; Calanoida; Temoridae. The record is from RefSeq and is a predicted model, not a curated record.
UCAUAAUUUUUUCAGAUAAAAUGUCUGACGAUGAUCGUGGCGGAGUUUCCGGAAAAGAGAAGGAUUUGGCGGCGGAGGCUUUGGUUCAUUUUAACAAUAACGAGUACAGCUCCUGUCUCGCCUCCUUGGAGCAGCUAGAGAUUCUCCGUCCGUCCGACGUGAAGCUGGCUCAUAAUAAGAUAGUUGCUCAAUGUCGCGCUGAGGGGAGUCCUGUGCAGCUGACGGAGGUUCAGCAGCAAUUGGAGGGAUUGGCCAAAACAGCAGGAGUAGAUGUGUCUGGAGUAAGUAAAGAUGAUGAAGGAGAGUGGGGAGUUCUAACUUACAACCUGGCUGUUUGUAAAUUCCAGCAGAGACAUAUUCUUCAGGCGUCCCAGCUUGCUUCCCGUCUUCUCCCCACAGCAACAACUAAACCAAUGUUUGCUAAACGAAGUCUGUUUCUCAACGCAGAACUUUCUCUUGCUCUCAGACAACCUGAACAGGCAGCAAAAUAUGCUAAUAUGCUUCAACCUCUAGUAGAAGGAAACGACGAGGAAUGUUCAAGACUGAUGAUUUUAAAAGCAAGAUGUCAAGUAUUGAAUCGUCAAAUUAAAUCUUUAAAGAAAGAAUUAAAGUCUGUGAGUCUUCCAGGAAAUGUUGGUUUAACCUGCGAGUUUGUCCGAUCUCACAUAGAAUACCAUUGCGGAAACUUUAGGAAAUCAAUCAAGAUGCUGAAUUCAGCAGUUCAAGCUGCUGGCAACAGGGUCUUCCCGCACUAUUAUAAUAAUCUAGGCUGUAUCCAUCAGAAUAUGAAGAAACCCAACCUAGCAGUUUACUAUUUCAAGAAUGCCCUGGAACGGUUGGAAUCCAACCAGGGCGGAACUUCUAUACCAAACCAAGCUGACGGUGGCAAGGAGUCAACUAGUUGGAUAGCUCAGUCUCAGGUUCUUUAUAACAUCAGCCUUGCCCUACUUCAUGCUAAACGACCACACAUAGCGUUCGAUUUGUUAUUAGACGUGGUAGCGUCUCAUUAUCUGGAUCCAAGUGUCUGGUUUCAUCUGGCAGAGUGUUGUAUCCAGCAUAAUCAACCAGACAAUGAUAAACAUUUCAGUGGGACUGAUAGAGCAGAGCAGGUGUCUAGCGGAGGGGUUGGAGCUGGAGCCAUGCACAAGAUUAUAGCAUCUAAUCCAAGCAAUACUGUUUCUAAUACACCUGGUACCGUUCCUGUCCUUUCCUUGGACUUUGCUUACGUUUGCCUAAAGAACGCGGAAUCAUUGCUACCUGAGGUUGAAGGGGAUAUUGAGAACUGGGGAUUCUGUUGUGGAAUAGGAUAUAUAGGAAACCCUAUGAGCAGAACGGAUAUAGAACAGCUAAAGAUAUCAAUCCUCUCCGCUAAAUCCUACGUUGCCCUAGCUGUCGGAGAUUUUGUGCAAGCGGGACGAUACGCGGAGUCCUUGCUAGAGCUUCCUAACCUCCCCGGAGCUUACAAGAUGUUAGCGCAUCUUUACGCGGCAGAGUCCUUGAUUUUACAGGAUAAAAUAAGCGCUGCCAUUAAACAUUUAGAUCCGGGAAAUAUUUGUGAUGUAAACGUGAACUUUGGUAAUGAUUCUCGAACCUCAGUUGGCUGGAGUCCGAGUGAUCUAUCGGAGGCUCGCUCGUAUAUUCAAUACAACCUGGCUGUAGGGUUCGCGCUCCGAGAGGAGUGGGAGAAAGCGGAUUGUUUGGUUGGACCCUUGUAUAACAGAAACAGCGAGAUAACUGUUCAAGUUCUACUCCUAAACCUAUAUAUUGCGCUAAGACAGGGAGAUUCAGAACGUGCUGUUCAGCUUGUCAGGGAUAGAUGUCCAGCCGCAGAUUAUUCACAAGAUCAUCAAGAUUUCUCAAAUUUUCCCAAAUAAAUUUAUAUUUUUAUUAUUUUCUAUUAAAAAAUGCGUGAAUA